Messenger RNA from Triticum aestivum (bread wheat), 1033 nucleotides. Its product is annotated as endochitinase A. The coding region runs from base 155 to 988 and encodes 277 amino acids. The record is from RefSeq and is a predicted model, not a curated record. Lineage: Eukaryota; Viridiplantae; Streptophyta; Magnoliopsida; Poales; Poaceae. The transcript has 4 exons.
CCGCGAGAUACCUCUCUCUCCCCGUGCAGCGAACCCUAGCGCUCUCACCCUCUCAGCCCCGCACUUCCUCCUGGAUCUCGAUGCGCCGCCGUCCCCAACCCCACUCCCUCCCUCUGGAUCUCGACGCGCCGCCGCCCCCACCCCACUCCCUCCCAUGCUGUCCACCGGCGUUCCCCUCACACUCUCACCGCUCGGCCCUCUCAUCCGCCUCCCGUCCUCUCGGCCGCGGCGCCCUCCCCAUCGCUAUCCCCCAACCCCGGCAGCGACCUCAACAGCCAGAUACCACUCACGCUCCUCAUCGUCCUCCUCGACCUGCUCCUCCCGCCCGCGCUCCUCUCCAACUUCCUCCGCGCCGGCGUCCACCACGCCUCCGCACAUAGCGUCCUCGCCCAGGCCAGGGGCUUCCACUUCCGCUCCUCCCUCGUCGACCUCCGCCCGUGUCCGCCGCCCGCUCCCUCCUCAUCCUCUGCGCGUACACGGCAUGCGGGGGCGGCGCGGCGUACCUGUGGGUGGCGGCGGCCUGCAGUGUCGGCUCCCUCUUCUACGUCCUCGCCAAGGCCGUCGGCAGAUCGGCCGUGCGUAUGAAUCCGUCAAGGCGGAGCAGCGGGUGGGGGAGCGAAAUCAGGCGAUGGCCAGCAAGUCCAGGCAGGUUCCGACCGUGGUCGCCCUCGUACGUCAGUCGGCGGCAUCGGAGCGGUGUCGGAGCCAAGUGUUGGGCAUGUCGCCGAGACUGACCAAGAUGCCGCGACUGCAAGUGCUGGGCAUGUCGCCGAGAAGACCAACAAGCAGUACUAGCUCUGAGUUCCCAAAAUGCCUGACUCCAACGGCAACGGCAUGCACCACAAGGAGGAUGAUGGCCUCUUCACUGACUCCGGCCCCGUCCUCCCCGACUCCUGGUCGUGGCCCUGUGCACGAUAUCGCCCUCCCUCUUCUACUUCUACUACCUACUGUUACUGCUGUUGCCGAUUGGUCUAUGCACGGUGGGUAAUCCAUCAAUGUUUAUUUGCUACUGCCUGAGCUCUGUUUCUCUGCA